AACUGAUUUGGUUCCUGCUUCUACCUCUCACCCAAUCACCCUUCUCUCUCAUGUAUCCUUCUCCUUCUGACUUCUCGUCUCCAUUCUCCCCUCUCUCUUUUUCACCUUUUUAUACCCUCCCCCUCACUUUCCAUCUCUGACUAACACCUCUUUGCUUUUAAUGUACUAUCUCUCUAUCACACAGCUUGAAGACCAUGCUGACCAGUGCCCUGAGGUGCAGACGGACUGUGUUUAUAAGAAAUAUGGCUGCUCUGUCCGGGAGAAGAGAGCCCAAGUUCAAGUUCACGAAGAAAACGCUCUCAAUUACCACAUCCUCCUGGUUCUGGGGAGCAACACCAAGCUGGAGACGCAGAUGGAAAUCCUCCAGCAGGAGGUGCUGCUGAGGCACAAAGAGCUCCAGGAGAGGAGCCGCCAGGUCAGCGGUCUGGAGAAGGAGGUCCGCCCGCUGGCCCAGCAGGUCAGCCGUUGUGACAACACCCUGUCUGCAGUACAGAGGUCUUUGGAGGAGCAGAGGGACCACAUCUCCAGCGUCCAGCUCCAGCUUGAGGAGCUAUCCAGUGUGUUUGGCCCUGGUGUGGCCCGGGAGGAACUGGGCCAAAUCAGAGCGUCCCUGGACGCCCUCAGACAGCAGGUGUCCGUCACAGAGGGGCUCAAAGACCACCUGGGGGAGUUGAAGGAGACCUACUUACGCCACUCGCGCCUCCUCAGCAUCCACACAGCGCAGCUGGAGUCCAACGAGGAGCACUUCAGAGAGCUCGAAUCCACCUCGUACGACGGCAAGCUUAUCUGGAAGCUCCGCGACUACCGCAAGAGGAAGGAGGCCGGGGCUCGAGGCCAGGGACCGUGCCUGAGCAGCGCACCCUUCCACACGAGCCGCAGUGGCUACAAAAUGGCCGCCAGGGCCUACCUGAACGGCGACGGGGCCGGCCGGGAGACCCACCUGUCUCUCUACGUGGUCCUCAUGAGGGGUGACUUCGACCCCCUCCUGCCCUGGCCCUUCAGACAACCUGUGUCAUUGUCAGUGCUGGACCAGAGUGGCACCAACAACCACCUGACUAUGAGUUUCAAACCCGACCCAGAAAACACUAGUUUCCACCGGCCCGGCUUGGCCACUGCAACCACCAACGUGGCCUCUGGUUUCCAGUGCUUUGCCUCGCAUGCCCAGCUGGAGACGCCCAAGAACGCCAUCUACGUGAGAGACGAUACACUCUUUGUUAAGGUCAAGGUGGACACAAGCGGUUUGGAGGACUUGUAGAAGGGCCUUAAAGAACUGGUUGGAGAUAAUUUCAAAAACAGUUAGCUAAUGCUACAAAGCUCAGUGCAGGCCAAUGCCUCAGCUGCACUCCAAAUUUAGCAAAGUAAGCAAACAGAUACAUUGUCAGCAAGUCCAUGCAUUUUCCCCCAGAUACUUAAAUGAUAAAGCAAUACAGAUAUUGCAGUGAAUUGCUUUAGCCUUGUCUGCAGACUGCUUGUAUGUGUUCACUGAGGAUUCAAGUGUAAAUGCUCCCCACAGAUAUUAUAUUGAAUUAUAUUUUGGGGUUAAAGUCCUACAAUCAGAGAGCAUGCAAUCUAUUAAUUGUUAAUUCAUGACAUCUCAGGGAUUUUAAUGGACAGCUGUUGAAUACACUUUAUAAUACCUUUACUGAAUAAGCCAAUAGACAGUACAUGUUGAAGGUUUAUAUAAAUUCGUAUACAUUAUUUUGAAAUGUUAUAAACGUUUAAAAAAUAUAAUGCUUAUUCAUGUAAGUUAUUAUAAAGUGUUACCAUUGAUGAGUGAAUUGUUUCAUGCUUUUUUCCUUCAAUUGAUUAAUGAAUUGUUUCAUGUGUUUUUCCUUACAUUUUGUGGUUACAUGCAUAACAACACUUAUGUGCAUCACAUCUCAUAUCCAGUCAGUAAAUAUGUAGACUGUGGUUGUGAGAUACCAUGAAUUUGUCCUACUAUGCGUUUGAUAGAGAUUUUUGUGUGGGGAACAAUCUUUAGUAACAUUUUCCUACGUACUGUAUCUGAAACCACUGUAGGAUGGACAUGAACCUCCACAAUGACAGUGUGUGUGGGUCCUUACUCUUAUGAAUGUGUGUGUUAACGGUAAAGAAACAUUAUGUGAGCUUUCAUGUAAAACAUUAUGGGAUGCCAAUGCAUAAUAAAGGAUACCUCAGAUACAGGUAUGCAGCUCUAUUAUACAUUUCUAUGGGAAUGGGGUGCUUUUCUGGGUAAAUACUGAAAUACCAAGGCUGGGAUUCAAUCCGAGGCACGUUAUAGAGCAGCGCACUAAGCGAAAGAAAAUGAAUGUGAUCUAUGCUAAAUAAAUUGCCUUUAAAAGAUG
Molecule: messenger RNA, 2324 nt
Organism: Coregonus clupeaformis (lake whitefish)
Lineage: Eukaryota; Metazoa; Chordata; Actinopteri; Salmoniformes; Salmonidae
Product: TNF receptor-associated factor 5-like
Exons: 5
Coding region: 161-1255 (364 amino acids)
Biological process (GO): protein K63-linked ubiquitination; tumor necrosis factor-mediated signaling pathway; regulation of apoptotic process
Cellular component (GO): plasma membrane signaling receptor complex
Molecular function (GO): zinc ion binding; thioesterase binding
Source: RefSeq, a predicted model, not a curated record